Pipistrellus nathusii (Nathusius's pipistrelle) is the source of this 504-nucleotide messenger RNA. The record is from the annotation of a GenBank genome assembly. NCBI's taxonomy places the organism in Eukaryota, Metazoa, Chordata, Mammalia, Chiroptera, Vespertilionidae.
AUGGCGGCGCCCGUGUGCGGCAAGGGGCUCGGGCUGCGGGUGCUGUCCUGGAGCCGAGCGCUGCCGGGUGCCUGGCGCGCCCUGCACGUCUCCGCGGCCUGUGCCAAGAAUCGGGCGGCCCGGGUCCGAGUGGGCAAAGGGGACAAGCCCGUGACCUACGAGGAGGCGCACGCGCCUCACUACAUCGCCCACCGCAAGGGCUGGCUGUCGCUGCACACAGGUAACCUGGAUGGGGAGGACCACGCCGCAGAGCGAACAGUGGAGGAUGUUUUUCUUCGCAAGUUUAUGCAUGGUACCUUUCCCGGCUGCCUGGCUGACCAGCUUGUCCUGAAGCGCCGGGCUAACCAGGUGGAGAUCUGUGCUCUGGUGCUGAGACAGCUGCCAGCACACAAGUUCUACUUCCUCGUGGGCUAUAGUGAGACCCUGCUGUCCCACUUCUACAAGUGCCCUGUGCGAGUGCACCUCCAGACUGUGCCCUCCAAGGUGGUGUACAAGUACAUCUAG